GCGCGAGAUUUUGCUUCUAACGACACGAUUUUAGGCUUCUUCUUGCCUACUCCAUUCAGAGGAGUGAGUUAUUAAGCUCAAAAGCCCCAACUGAGAACAAAAAUUCCAGCCAAAACUCAUACCCGAACAAAAACCGCAGAAGCCGGCCGAUUUUAGCUUCACAAACAGAAAAAAUGGAGUCAGUUUUCGGGCUGGUUGGAAAGAAUUUCGCGAUAGUGGUGGCGGACACAUCGGCGGUCCACAGCAUUCUCGUUCACAAAACUGAUGAGGACAAGAUCAUGCUCCUAGAUUCUCACAAACUCAUGGGCGCCUCCGGCGAGACAGGCGACCGGGCUCAGUUUACGGAGUACGUACAGAAGAAUGUAGCUUUAUACCAAUUCCGUAAUGGCAUUCCUCUGACCACUGCAGCUGCUGCGAACUUCACCAGAGGCGAGCUUGCAACGGCCUUGCGGAAGAAUCCAUACAUGGUGAAUAUCAUCCUGGCUGGAUAUGACAAGGACGUAGGCCCUUCUCUAUACUUCAUCGAUUACAUUGCCUCACUUCACAAGGUUGACAAAGCAGCAUUCGGUUACGGUUCCUACUUUGCACUCUCCAUGAUGGAUAGAUUCUACCGCCGGGACAUGACUGUUGAAGAGGCCAUCGAGUUGGUUGAUAAGUGCAUAACGGAAAUCCGUAGUAGGCUGUUUGUAGCCCCACCAAACUUUUUAAUCAAAAUCGUGGACAAAGAUGGGGCAAGGGAAUAUGAAUGGCGCAAGUCUAUCAAGGAUACACCACCCGUUGCUGCAGCGUGACUCGGCUCUCACUUAUUUAUCACCAGACUUUAAUUCUUGUUGCUGGAUUUGCAUCAAUUAUUGCAGCUUGAGGAAAUUUAGGUGAAUCUAGUAAACUACGUGGGUGAGAUUUCCUCUUGUUUAAGAGAUUUCUCUGUUAAGGAAAUUUAAGUGUUCUCCCUUAUUUCUGUUACUAUAGUUUUAUGCCAAAUCGAAAAAUUGAUUUUAUGCUUGAAA
This is a messenger RNA of Salvia splendens (bonfire salvia), 1007 nucleotides long. RefSeq names its product proteasome subunit beta type-2-B. The record is from RefSeq and is a predicted model, not a curated record. Lineage: Eukaryota; Viridiplantae; Streptophyta; Magnoliopsida; Lamiales; Lamiaceae. The coding region runs from base 174 to 791 and encodes 205 amino acids. The transcript has 3 exons. Gene Ontology annotation, cellular component: proteasome core complex. Gene Ontology annotation, biological process: proteasomal protein catabolic process.